Colletotrichum paranaense is the source of this 876-nucleotide messenger RNA. RefSeq lists its product as uncharacterized. NCBI's taxonomy places the organism in Eukaryota, Fungi, Ascomycota, Sordariomycetes, Glomerellales, Glomerellaceae. Bases 1 to 876 code for a protein of 291 amino acids. The transcript has a single exon. The record is from RefSeq and is a predicted model, not a curated record.
AUGCCUCCGAUACUAAACGCGAAUGGAGCAACAAAUUCAUCAACAGCUAUUUCGAGCCAUGUGUCAGACCAAGACGAUGAAAGUCAAAAUGACUUGGAGUCUUCCGAUCCAGGCUUCAAUACUCCCUACAUAUUCAUCGCAAGAGACAGUCAGGGAGUAUCUCAUCGACGAGUGGCGAUGCAUGAUAUUGGUAGGACGCAGUCUGGUGUUACCCGCAAAUUCGUUAAAGACUUGGGCUACACAACUCUACCUCUUCCACCGACAAUACGUUGCCAGUCGCGAGAAACAGCCUAUGGACUGCCUCUUUUCGAAGAAUUCGUUUGUCUAGAAGUCUUCGGGACUCUGUCUGGUACAUCAAUCAUUCACGUCGGAGUAUUUGCCGAUGAGCAUCAACCGGACGGCCCCGACAUCUUUGUCUGCCCCAAAACACAGCGAAAAGUGAUCCGCAUACAUGGAAUAUCCAUGGCAUCUCAAGAAAGUCUGUGUCGGGACAAUUCCUGCGAGGAAACACCCGCGAGUCUCAGCAAGCUGUCUCAUGCACCGACCAAGGCGAAGGUUGAAAUGGAAACCCAGCUGUUUCCCGCUACUUCUGUUAGCAGCUAUCAAGAUUGCGGACCCGCCCCGGGAACUCAAGGUUUAGAAGCCGUCGAUGAUGAUAUCUCGGGCGAGAACCAAGAGUCGAUGCUAGAUCUCCAGGACUUUCGCAGUGGGUUUGAAAGCGCUCCGGUCUUCACAUCUCAGGGUCUACCUCAGUCUUCGUCACCGACAUCAAUUGAGUCAUGGGGGACAUCAUCUUACUCAAAACAAGAACAGUCUGUUGAUAGAGGAGAAUUUGUAUCACAAGAGCCCAUUGAGAACUUGGAGUCGAGGGAGUAG